AUGGAGUCCCUAGGAGGACUUGCUGACGACAAGCAAUCGACAUCGGCGCAGGAUGAGGAGAACAGCGACACAUUAAAAUAUCAACUGCUGGGACCCUCUUUAACCAAAGCGGGACAAGAUGCCGUUGAUCAGCAAAAGGUUUCUGAAAUCAUCUAUGAAGCAUCAAAGGGCUCUAAGUUCUUCAACCACGAGCAAGAAAGAGAUCGAAACUUAACGGUUAAGAUCGAGCGCAUCCGGAAGGCAAAAGCUCGGCUGGAGAGCUUGGAUCUCACCCAUGACCUCCGUCGGGCAGAUGAAUACCUUGCCGAGUUAGAGUCAACUCGGGACUUGUCACAAUAUGUAAUACAUGUUGAUUGUGAUGCAUUUUUUGCUGCCGUCGAAGAACUAGACCGGCCGGAAUUGAGGACAGUUCCCAUGGCUGUUGGUAAAGGCGUCUUGACGACUUGUAAUUACUUGGCGAGGAAAUUCGGUGUGCGCAGUGGCAUGGCAUCCUUCGUUGCUAUGAAACUCUGUCCACAGCUAGUACUUCUUCCCCAAAACCAUGAGAAAUACACAGCUAAGGCUAAGGAAAUUCGCGCGAUCAUGGCAGAAUAUGAUCCCCUUUUUGAAAGUGCCAGUAUCGAUGAAGCCUACCUUAAUAUCACCUCCUACUGCACUGAGAAUGAUAUGGGCCCCGAAGAAGUUGUUCAACGGAUGCGCGAGGAAAUCCUAGAAACCACAAAAAUUUCGGUGUCGGCCGGCAUUGCUGUGAAUGCAAAGAUUGCGAAGAUUGCAUCUAAUCAAAAUAAGCCGAACGGUCAGUUUCGAGUGGCCAAUGACCGGGUUGCAAUCAUGGAAUUCAUGCGAGAGCUACCUGUGCGGAAAGUUAAUGGUGUAGGCCGCGUGUUUGAACGAGAACUAGGCUCCAUUGGCGUUGAAAAAUGUGGCGAUAUCUACCCACAGCGGGCAUUUCUAACCAAGUUGUUCGGUGAAAAAGCGUUUCAGUUUCUGGCACAAUGCUACUUAGGCCUUGGGAGGACGAAAAUCGAGCCGGUUGAGACCUACGAGCGGAAAAGCGUGGGUACGGAGACUACAUUUAAUGAGAUAGGCGACAAAGAUGAGAUACGCGCUCAAUUACAGUGGGUAGCGCAAGAAUUAGAACAGGACAUGUCUCGCACGCAGUUCAAGGGUCGAACGCUCGUUCUCAAAGUGAAAUUGCAUACGUUUGAAGUGUUGACCCGCCAAACAUCUCCACCGAGGGCUGUUUCUCUGGCCAAGGAUCUCUAUACUUUCGCACUUCCCAUGCUCACUAAACUGGAAAAGGAUAUUCCCGGAAUGAAGCUGCGACUGCUCGGCCUGCGUUGCACGAAUCUCGUCAGCACAAAGAAAGCUGGUAUCAACUUCUUUGGUAUAUCGGCUGUGCAGCCGGAAGCAAUAUCAACUGCGAAACCACAUACGACUGCUGCUGAUCAUGAAAUUGGGGCAGAGGAAGCAUUUGAGACUGCUGCUCGCCAGGAGAUCCAAGACGAAAUGAACGACUUAGAACAGCUCAGUCAGGAGGCCGGGAAUGCCAACGAUGUCGCCGAGACAGAUGAAUCAAAUGAUACCAAACAGGCUCAGUGGGAAUGUCCUAUUUGCUGCCGAGCUCAGCUAGCCGAUGACCGCAUCUUUAACGAUCAUGUGGAUUUCUGUCUUUCUAGGCAGACAAUACGCCAAGUCGCCCAAGACACACGAGAGACCCCAGCACAAACACCCGCGCCUUUCAACCGCAAGCGUAAAACAACAUCACAAACUUCUUCUACCUUCGAAGCUGAUCCGCGACAAAAGCGUCUCUUCUUUCAAUGA
Molecule: messenger RNA, 1824 nt
Organism: Penicillium angulare
Lineage: Eukaryota; Fungi; Ascomycota; Eurotiomycetes; Eurotiales; Aspergillaceae
Product: Y-family DNA polymerase
Exons: 2
Coding region: 1-1824 (607 amino acids)
Biological process (GO): error-prone translesion synthesis
Cellular component (GO): nucleus
Molecular function (GO): damaged DNA binding; DNA-directed DNA polymerase activity
Source: RefSeq, a predicted model, not a curated record